AUGCAGGUUUGGACGAAAACUGGUGUUCAUCAUUUUUCUGCUAACUCUGAACAAGAAAUGACUGACUGGAUAUGUGCUUUGCAAGCUGUGGCUUUUAGAGAUAAUGUUUCGAGGCAAACAAUUGAAGAAGAUAAUGAUUUAUAUUGUUCAUCCGGAGAUGCUGGUGUUUUUAGUGUUAAAUUAAUUUCAUCAGACGCCAGUGAACGUUGUGGUUUAAAAGAACAACCUUAUACAUUAGUCAUUACUCCUGUUGCUCUACAACUACGAGAAUCUGAUGAAAAUGAUACACUACUUCUAACGUGGCCAUAUAGAUUUAUUCGAAGAUAUGGGUAUAGAGCCGGUAGAUUUACAUUUGAAGCUGGUCGCAAAUGUGCCAGUGGUGAAGGUGUGUUUCAUUUAGAACACUCUAAUCAACAAGAGAUAUUUAGAUGCAUCUCAUCAAAAAUGAAAAGUAUGAAAAAACUUUUGAAUGGCGGAGGUGAUGCGACAUCUAUCAUGUGUGGUGAUAAUCAGUUCCGAGCGGCUUUGUCUAUGAUGGCUCGUUCUCGAAGCCCCUUACCACCAUCGCCCACUAGCACUACUCCAUUAAUUUUGGAUAAUGACUUUAAUAGCUUUUCUUGUUCAAUGAAACCUCUUAUGCCUUUACCAACAUUAUUAGUACCUCCAACUACGUCUCCACCACCACCACCACUAAAACCAAAACCAAAGACAAUUUUUUCCAAGAAGGUACCUACUCCUUUCACAAAUGACCAAGAAACAGAAUCACCAGAUGCAGCAUAUGAAGAUGUCCAAGUAAGAAAUGAUGCCUGGAGAACUAUGGGUCUAAAUGAUUCAAAUCAUUGCGAAAAACCUUAUGCCAGUAAUAAUGUAAUAUCUGAUGAUGGCACUGAACAUUAUGACCAUUUACAACAUUUUGGUUUUAUAUCUAAAACAGCACCUGGGUAUAGACAAAUUCACCCUAUUGCUUUAACCACAAAGCAUAAAUCCAUCAUAAAAGCAGACACUUUAAUGAUGCCUGCUCGAAAAGCUGAUGAUUCCCAUUACGGUUAUGGUACUAUAAAUAAAAAAAACUCUACCGAAGAAAAUCGCUCAAAUAAUGAGUCUUUGGACUCAGUAGCUCACAAUGAAUUGCAAUAUGCUAUGGUCUUCAAGCCUAAUAAGGUCUAGUCUUAUUUAUUAUUUUUUAUUAAUUAAAAUCAACAUUUAAAUUCAUAUAUUGUAUAUCAUAUUUUCCUAUGUCC
This is a messenger RNA of Diuraphis noxia (Russian wheat aphid), 1241 nucleotides long. Its product is annotated as docking protein 2-like. Gene Ontology annotation, biological process: positive regulation of MAPK cascade; cell surface receptor protein tyrosine kinase signaling pathway; Ras protein signal transduction. Gene Ontology annotation, cellular component: cytoplasm. The record is from RefSeq and is a predicted model, not a curated record. NCBI's taxonomy places the organism in Eukaryota, Metazoa, Arthropoda, Insecta, Hemiptera, Aphididae.